This is a messenger RNA of Eremothecium sinecaudum, 1341 nucleotides long. Its product is annotated as HBR153Cp. The coding region runs from base 1 to 1341 and encodes 446 amino acids. The record is from RefSeq and is a predicted model, not a curated record. The transcript has a single exon. Gene Ontology annotation, biological process: regulation of gene expression. Gene Ontology annotation, cellular component: cytoplasm; Rpd3L-Expanded complex; nucleus. Lineage: Eukaryota; Fungi; Ascomycota; Saccharomycetes; Saccharomycetales; Saccharomycetaceae. Gene Ontology annotation, molecular function: histone binding.
AUGAACGAACAGUUCAAAGUGUGGAAGAAGACCAUUCCCUCGUUGUAUCAAUAUAUUACAUCGUUUAAGCCAAGGUACGCUUUGGACGCUGAAGAUUUGUGUACGCUGAAUAAAUGUUUUGUGUUUACUCAUAAAAUAGUUCCUCAGAAAGAUAAGGGGGUACUGGAAGCGUCUGCAUUAAUAGCGAUGGGCAGUAGGAUAUUUCAAAUUGACUGCAUUUUGCCCCUUGGUCUUCAUGUGGAGGAACCUGAGUCUUCUAGUGAACCAGUUUUGCCGGACCCUCAAUUUGGUGAAAGCCCAAUUCCGCAUGAUUCUCUACAGCCUGUGUGGAUAUUCCCCGGCAAGAAUAUUUCCAGUGUGCAAUUCAUGGAUGGACCGCAUUUCAGAGCGGUAGCUAUGUGUACAGACGGCUCCUUAGGUUGGUUCAAAGAGGGAUCUGAAAAUCCCCUAUAUGUGCUAGACGGAAAGGGACCAGCAAACUCUGGUAGUAGCACUAAUGGUCAAAGUGCGAAGACCGAGAACAGUAAGUAUAUUGCGAACGAAUUUGCAGUGUCUCAAGACGGUUCUGUUAUUGUUAGGGUCCAAAGUGUGUCAAGUGGGAAUGAUGUGCACUGUACGCUACAAGUAGUUGAUAAUUCGGAAAACAUUAGCAAGGUUAAGCAUUCCACUACUCUUCAGAAUAUUUGCGUUACAAAUGUGAAGUUUCACAACAAGUACUUAUUUGGAAUGUGCUGUAGUGACAACAAAUUGGGAUUCUGGGACGUCCGAACAGCAGGGAAGGCCAUCUGGUGGUUGAACGAAGAUAAGGAAGAUGGCAGCCUAACGUGUUUUGAAACUUCACCUAUACUAGAUAUGUUGUUCCUAACAGGUACUGAUAGCGGCUCCAUCAAAUUAUGGGAUUUUAGGUCCGUAGUGGCGGGCUCCAAAGGUGAGCCAGCUACUGAACUACUUAGACUUUAUCAUCAAGACAACGAUCCUGUCGUCGAUAUCAAGUUUGCGCUAAAUUCCCCAACCACCUUCGUUACUAUAGGUAAAUCCGGUAAUAUUUACCACUGGGAUAUAGAAUAUAUGCUACAACAAAUAUCAGAGGAGGAUUCUGAGGAAGAAUUGCCAACAUUAGAGGACAUCCAACAACAAUGUUUGACAUUCUUACACACUGGAGGAGGUAGGAGGUCCCUAGGUACCAAUGUAAAGAGAAAUACGGUAGCUUGGCACAGGGACUUCAGCGAUGUAAUUGGUUGUAUCGAUUCAGACGGUCUAGUUACAAUCUAUAAACCGUAUUUUGGGAGGCCAGAAGAGAGUGCUGUUGAAGAUGAUGAUGUUGGUAUAAAUAACAAAUAG